UUUUUAUAUUGGGCAUCUUCCUUACGUCCAACAAACAGCUUCCCUCCAGUAUUCAGUUUAUCUUUAAUGAGGUUUUACAAAAAAUCAUCAAAAAUAUAUUUUUUAGCAAGCUGCCCCUUUCAACUUCCUUGUCUUCAUUCUGGUUAUACCGACCCCAAAAAUUGUUCAAAAUGUAGAUGCCCUGACGGCCUAACAGGUCUUUUAUGCAGCAAAGUUGCACGGACAAAAACUUUAUGUGGAGAUCAUCUAAUUUUUAAAAGCGGAGAAGAAUAUAAAAAAUUACAGUUUAAAGGUGUUGGUGAAUGCAAUUAUUUAAUUAAGGCACCUAGUGAUUCGCGUAUUUGUCUUUCAAUGGAUAUUAUUCAUUUUAGAGACCAUUGCCAACAAAAUUCUUUUGUAGAAAUUCACUACCAAACUUCUUUGGGGAGAACUGGAGCAUUGUAAGUUUCAUUACAGUUGGGGCCUCACCAUAAGAGACCCUCUUAAAUAGGGGGGGCUCGCUUAGACAGCACCCCAACUCGAUUGUACCCAUAUUUAUGAACCCCAUAAGCCAUUGGGGUCUCCUAGAACUUCACUACAUAGAAGCCUUUAACUUUUUCUUUUUCCGGUUCUGCAUGGAUACUCAACGGAGAACUUUUACAAGCGAAGGAAGCCAAGUACUUAUUCUCUAUCGUUCUGAUUUUUCUAAAAAUCAGUUUUCAUUGCGUUACAAAACUUGUUAAUCAAAUGGGGAGAGGCGGGAGAUUAAAUAAAGUUCCAAAACAUAAAGAAUUUAUUUACAUUAUUUACUACAACAAAAAAAUUUCACAACAAUAUAUAUAUUUACAUAACAAUAGGGUCACACAAUUAUAUUUACAAUAUUACAAACAAAUAUACACAAAUCACCUAACAUUUUUAUAUACUUUUACAAUUCUUGUU
Messenger RNA from Meloidogyne enterolobii, 918 nucleotides. NCBI's taxonomy places the organism in Eukaryota, Metazoa, Nematoda, Chromadorea, Rhabditida, Meloidogynidae. The record is from the annotation of a GenBank genome assembly.